ACAAAUUUUUAUCAAACAUUUUCAGUGGUCUUUAACAUAAAUACAAAAACAAACACACAAACGAAAAACAAAAUCAGUUUUUAAUUAAACACAAAUUAAAAAUUUGUUUAAAACAACAAUGUUGCAAACAUUGAAUUGCAUACGCAUGGGAGAAGUACUUUUAGAUGAAAAUCUACAACUAUUUAUUCUCUGCAACAACUGUCACACAGACUUGCGAAAUUUACAUGAUUUUCGGCAGCAUUUGGAAAAAUGUGAGGGAUUGGAAAAUCUUUUCCGAAAGGGACAACAACACAUCAAAUACAAUAGUGAUAAAAGUACGCAAUUGUUUGGUAAAACACUGAAAGGCAUCAAGGAGUUUUUAAUAUACGACUACAAUGAUGUAGAGGUGACAUACGCCAAAACAGAGGAACAUUUCAUAGAUAUGAUUAAUAUUGAGGAAGAGUUAUUAGAUCCCAAAUGGUAUUCUGAUUUAAAUGCCGAGGUCAGUAAUAAUACUUCGGCACAGAAAUCAUCCAAACAAUAUGAUGAAUUAGUGGAGGCGGUAACUCCCUUUGUGCAAUUUAAGGAAAAUCUUAAAUCCAACAAUAAUGGCAACAAUAGCGUAAAAUCUAACUUGGCUAAAUCUAGCACCGAACUGAAAGCUCAUACAAAAGAUUCGGAGAAAACCUUAAAAAAUGUCCAAUUUGAUUUGACCACCAAUAAGGUUAGGCCAACGGCCAAAAGAAAACUAUCAAUGCCAAAAACAGUACCCAUACAUUUUACCAUACCAUCACCACCAGCUUCCGCACAAUUAAACGUGAACAGCAAUACAUUACUUAGUACUGCACCUAUUUCAACAGUAUCCAAAAGCUAUACUAGUAAAAAACGCAAAUCAGAACCCAUAACAUUGAAUGGUUUUGUAAAGCCGCCAGAAAAAAUAGCAAUUCCCACAAAUAACACACAGCAGCAAAUUACUAACAUACUUCCCCCAACAACUAUACCCACUAACAUAGUAUUAAAUCCCAUAGCCUGUAAAUCAACCAUCAUACCCACAACCAUCAUUAAACAAGAACCCACAAAGGAAAAACAGACAGCCCAAAUAUUAAAUAAAUUGCAAAAUUUAGGUCUACAAGUAAAACGCACACAGCCACUGCCUCCACCGGCAGUUGCAAAUUCGACGGCGCCCAAUAAAACUGAUACCAAGACCUUAGAAAUUCUACAAAAGCUACAGUCUAAGGGAAUGAAAGUGAAAAUCUUAAAUAAACAACAGACCACUGAAACACGUGUUAAUAAUACAAUGGCCAAGCCAUUGCCAGGAAUUGUUCCAAAUCCUGCACAAAAACCCACAAGUGUCAUACGUAACCCAGCUGCGAAGAUGGCCAUUAAGCAAAAUUUAAAUAAGAAUUUAAUUAUAAGAAAAGUUAACUAAUAAUUUGUACUUACCACUCAACUCUUUAAAUUAAGUUUUUUUCACAAACAAUUGCAAUUGAAGAAGAAAUUGUAAAGCUUAAAAUUUAAGCAAUAAACAAAUUAUAAGUCACUCAAUAUAAAACAAAACAAAAA
Molecule: messenger RNA, 1542 nt
Organism: Calliphora vicina (urban bluebottle blowfly)
Lineage: Eukaryota; Metazoa; Arthropoda; Insecta; Diptera; Calliphoridae
Exons: 2
Coding region: 119-1408 (429 amino acids)
Source: RefSeq, a predicted model, not a curated record